AUGAUUAAGUUUACAGAAAAUCUCAAAUCAUUUCAAACUCAACAAAAACUUCAAUACUUGAUCAAUUCCAAUCCAUCUCCCUCAAAGGAAGGUGUUGACAGAUUUGCCUCAACAGUAGAAGAUUUAAUUAUGCAUGCUGCUAAAAAAUCCAUGAAAAUCAAAAAGAAGAAAUACAGAAACAAAAUUUCCAAUGUCUGUAACAAAAAAUGGUUCGAUAAAGAAUGUCGACUCCAAAGACAUUCAUUGAGAAAACUCGCAAACCAAAAACACCGUGAUCCCCUUAAUACCGAAAUAAGAGACAAAUACCAUACCACACUUAAGAUUUAUAAAAACACUCUAAAACGCAAGAAAGAACUUUUUCAUGAAAAGAAACUAGAAGAACUAGAAAGAGUUUCUGAAAAUGACCCAAAUUCCUUCUGGAAACUAUUAAAGAACAUGAGUGAUGACUUUGAGGACCCUUCCAUGAGUAAACCAGAUGUUUCGGCUAACAGCUGGCUCACUCAUUUCGAAUCCCUGCAUGCAAAACAUACGUUAGACACAGAACAGAAUAAUAUUUUACAAAAAUUAACAAAACUUGAAGAAGAAAUCCCAAAUAAUUUUCUUGAUGAACCGAUUUCUGAAGUAGAAGUUUUAAGUGCUGCAAAGAAAUUAAAAAACAACAAAUCUGCUUAUUCUGACAGGAUAAAAAACGAAAUGCUAAAGUGUAGUGUCAAAAUAUUACUUAAAUUAUACCAAAAACUUUUUAACCUCAUUUUAGAAACAGGGCAUUUCCCAGAUCAAUGGUGUGAAG
Paramuricea clavata is the source of this 790-nucleotide messenger RNA. The record is from the annotation of a GenBank genome assembly. Lineage: Eukaryota; Metazoa; Cnidaria; Anthozoa; Malacalcyonacea; Plexauridae.